AACUCCUAUGAAAAUGAGAUGUGGAGCGCCAGGCGGCUGACUGUGACGCUCUUCCUUCCUUCCUUCCUUCCUCUCCUCCUCUCCUCUCCUCUCCCAUCCCAUCCCACCCAGUGAGUGAAAAGCGAGUCACACUGCCACUUCAAUCUGUGUUUGCUUUCAAUCUCUGCAGGAGCGCCGUCACCCAAGAUUUUCUUGGUUUUGGAACAGCUAUGCGUAAAAAGGCGCACCGUUCGCCGUGACGCAUGGCCGCUACUUUGGACGGAGACGACUGACAACCUUUCUCGAGAGAUUUUGGAGGACUAUUGUGUCACCUGUUGUGUACCAGGAUUUUAUACAGUAUGAAGGUCGUGUGCCUAUGGUUGUUGUGCAUCAUGGAUCUAUCAGGUGCCGUCAUUGACUUAACAAUGAUAUCCACCGCAGAGGUCAUCCAAGUCAAACGCUUCUCCAUCUCAUGUAUUAACGGCGAGCGCACCUCUGCCCACGUGGAACUGGACAUCAAGAGAGACAACAAAAUCCUCAUAUUCCCCAAAAUGCCAAACUUCAAACUGCAUAAGCCGAGGAACAAGAACGUUGUGGCCAGAGACUUCCGAGAUUUGGAUAACGUGGGUAUAUUUUACUGUGAAUCGGCACAGGAAGUCCCUCCGCUGGAGACGGUCACAUUGAUCAACAACUUUGCCAGAGCCAAUUUUGUCCCAACCCACUUGACAAUUACGGCCAACAGAGGAGAAACUGUUCACCUCAGCAUGGUGCUGCUGAGCUCCCAAAAGAGGGAUGUGACCUGGAAGUACAAUGGAAAUUACUAUUACAUGACUCACUGGAACGACAUGGUCAACCACACGGCGGUGUUGACGGUGGAAAAUUCAGCUUUGGCCAAUCAAGGCAUCUACAGUGCCAGCUAUGUGGGGGACAGUCCUCUUCAGGGUGCCUGGAUGAGACUCAUUGUCCGAGCUUGUCCAAAUAAGAAAUGGGGUCCUUACUGUGACAAGGACUGCCCCGACUGCCUCAAUGGUGGAGUGUGUCAUGAUGUGGAUGGAGACUGUAUCUGCCCUCCUGGAUUCAUGGGGACACGCUGUGAGACAGCGUGCAGAGAAGGAAUGUUUGGGCGAAAUUGCCAAGAAUCAUGCAGCUCAGAGCUGGACUGCAAGGGGCUGCGCUUCUGCCUACCAGACCCUUAUGGUUGUUCUUGCGCUAGCGGCUGGUUCGGGAACCGAUGUGAGAAGGCCUGCCAUAAUGACAUGUAUGGCCCAGACUGCAGGCUGAGCUGUAGAUGUCAGAAUGGAGGCAUGUGCAAUCGCUUUAGUGGCUGUCAGUGUCCCACAGGAUGGAGGGGACAAAACUGUGAAAAAUCUGACAGGGCCCCAGAGAUUUUGGAUUUGGACAGUAAUUUGGAGUGGAACCUCAAUUCAAGCCCAAAGAUCUACUGUUCAGCUACAGGCAAUCCGCUGCCCAGUCAUAACAGCAUUGAGCUACGAAAGCUGGACAGCACUGUGCUCAAGGCAUCCCACACCGUCAUGGAUUCAAAUAAAAGUAUCGCCAUGUUUGAGAUUCCACGACUGAGUGCUGAGCAAGGAGGCUUAUGGGAGUGCAGGGUGUCGACCAACGGAGGCCAGGACUCACGCAAAUUCAAUCUUACCGUCAAAGAACCACCCGUUCCCACCACUGCUCCCAUACUGCUGGAGAAAAGGAGCAAGCAGCUGGUUGUCAUGCCCAUGGACGGCCACAAAGGAGAUGGGCCCGUUGUCUCCACCACGCUCCUCUACAAGCCUCUGGGAAAUGAAGAUUCUUGGUCCUCCAUCAUCGUGUACAGUGACAAAGAACCCAUCACACUGAUGAACCUGGAGCCUUCAACACGCUACCGUGUGCAGGUCCAGCUGACUCGCCCUGGCGCCGGAGGAGAAGGGGCUCCAGGGCCAGAAGCCAUCAUGGAGACUGAGUGCCCCGAGCCCACAGUUCAACCCGAGAUUGACAUCAGCUUGGUGGAAGGUCGCAAUGUCACUGUGCGAUGGCGACUGGCCGCCAACAGCGGCGUUAAUGGCGACACAGCCAGUGGCUUUUUAGUGCAGCUCUUCGGGCCGCCACCUCACAGGGAGAAACUCCUGGAAGAGACCACCCUGUUAAAUGUUCUGUCCAAAAGGUUCUCCAACAUGGAGUAUCAACAAGACUACACAGUGGCGGUGCGCCUUAUCAACUGUGGCAGCCAGGGGCCUCCUUCCAAAGCCUACCACAUCCGUAUCAACAGCCAGGGCCCAUCGGCCCCACGUAACGUCCAGGCCCUGUCCUUGUCCCCGUCAGCCAUCCAGUUGAGGUGGCAGCCCCCCGAGGACGUCAACGGAGGCGUCACCAAAUACGUCAUUGAGUACCAGCCGGUGGCCCAGGGGAGCCCGCACCUUUGGGUGGACACGGAUGACGGGAACAAGACCGCCAAAGACGUGACGGCGCUCAACGGAAGCACGCUCUACCAGCUGAGAGUCAGGGCUUUUUCCAAGGUGCCAGGAGAGUGGAGCAACUUUGUUCGAGCCGCUACACAAGGAGAUGGGCUGGAAAGUUUAACACCGACCACCCAGGGUGUGUCUGGGAAACCUGCGGGGGACAACUACCAGCUGUUGGUGGCAGUGGUGGCCUCUGUUACAGUCACGUGUGUGACCAUCUUGCUGGCACUGCUUGCGCUCUUCUUCAUCCGCAAAACUCUACUCAAUCGUCGUCGCACAUUCACCUACCAGUCUGGAUCGGGUGAGGAGACAAUUCUGCAGUUUAACUCUGGAACGCUGACCCUAACCCGAAGACCUAAGCCCAUCCCGGAACCCCUUACGUAUCCGAUCCUGGAAUGGGAAGACAUUAAAUUUGAGGACGUCAUCGGUGAGGGCAACUUUGGACAGGUGAUCAAAGCCAUGAUCAAGAAGGAUGGCAACAAGAUGAGCGCAGCCAUCAAAAUGCUGAAAGAGUUUGCCUCCGAAAAUGACCACCGAGACUUUGCAGGAGAACUGGAAGUGCUUUGUAAAUUAGGCCAGCAUCCCAACAUCAUCAACUUGAUUGGAGCCUGUGAAAACAGAGGUUACCUGUACAUUGCCAUCGAAUACGCGCCUUACGGCAACCUUCUCGACUUCUUAAGAAAGAGUCGCGUGUUGGAGACUGACCCCGCCUUUGCCAAGGAGCACGGCACGGCCUCGACGCUCACCUCCCAACAGUUACUGCAGUUUUCUGUUGAUGUGGCCACUGGGAUGCACUACCUCAGUGACAAACAGUUCAUUCACAGAGAUUUGGCUGCCAGAAAUGUUCUGGUUGGUGACAGCCUUGUGGCAAAGAUAGCUGACUUCGGUCUGUCCCGUGGUGAGGAGGUUUAUGUUAAGAAGACAAUGGGUAGGUUGCCUGUUCGCUGGAUGGCCAUUGAGUCUCUCAACUACAGUGUGUAUACAACCAAAAGUGAUGUGUGGUCUUUUGGAAUUCUCCUUUGGGAAAUUGUAAGCCUAGGUGGCACGCCAUAUUGUGGAAUGACGUGUGCUGAGCUUUAUGAAAAACUGCCACAAGGCUACAGGAUGGAGAAGCCCAAGAAUUGUGACGAUGAAGUGUACGAGCUGAUGAAACAGUGCUGGAGGGAUCGGCCCUACGAAAGACCCCCUUUCUCCCAUGUCUCGGUGCAGCUGAACAGGAUGCAAGAGGCCAGAAAGGCCUACGUGAACAUGGCACUUUUCGAGAACUUUACUUACGCUGGAAUAGACGCUACUGCGGAGGAGGCCUGACUACCAGCCCCCCCAGGCCCUGGCAUGCCACAUCACCUCAAGAAGAAGCCCAAAAGAUUGUCACCACGUUACUGCCACCUGCCCGCUGCUCACCGCAGAGACAGGAGAAGCAGACGCUCUCUCAAAAGCACCCAGUUGUAGAUGGAAGACUGUGAAAGGACACUGUGUCGCUAUCCGACCGAGGCCGUAGCAGCUGUGGUGCGGAGCGUGGCCUCGGAUGGAAGAAAUCACCAGCGAGCCAUGGUUUUGGGAAGCUUUGGGCUUUUUCUUGUUGGAGAUGUUCCACUUUUGACCUGGUGUCAAAGGUUACGGAGUUACACUAUGUGGCUUGCUGUUACACCACAGGGUCUGUGGGGUGCUCAUGCUGGACCUUAUUUGCUCUCAAAGAAGCAGACAAUCAUUGCAGCUCUCAAACCUACAAUGUAGCACUUAACACCAUUCACUGCCAUGUCAACUACUGUACAGUACACUGUUUCUUAUCAAAAACAUGGAUAGACUGAAUGUAAUUGCAGUCAACACAAAUGCACUCAUCGCUGUCUAAGUGUUGGAUGGCGUGUUGCAAAACAAUUUUUUACUGUCUGUUUUUGGUCAUUUCUUUCUUCACCUACAAACUGCAAUACAGGUCACUGUUUGGAAUCUUGCAUACGUUACAGAACUCACCUUUUACUUUUUGUUCAAUGAUCAAACCUGUUUGUGUUUGAUUUUUUCAUUUGAUUGCUUUGUGUAACACAAUAUACCUUUUUCCCUAUACCAAUUGUACAUCUUUUUGGAAUGUUAUGUACGUUACAUAACUGGAAUGAGAUUAUGCUUUAGUUCAAAGUUUCGCUGUUUUGUUUUUUACCUGUGAAUACUCAGUAAAGUGCCCUGCAAUCCCAAUGUAUUAUCAAA
Syngnathus acus (greater pipefish) is the source of this 4625-nucleotide messenger RNA. It is a transcript of the gene tie1, whose product is annotated as tyrosine kinase with immunoglobulin-like and EGF-like domains 1. Bases 339 to 3737 code for a protein of 1132 amino acids. The record is from RefSeq and is a predicted model, not a curated record. Lineage: Eukaryota; Metazoa; Chordata; Actinopteri; Syngnathiformes; Syngnathidae. Gene Ontology annotation, cellular component: signaling receptor complex. The transcript has 24 exons. Gene Ontology annotation, biological process: cell surface receptor protein tyrosine kinase signaling pathway; protein phosphorylation; positive regulation of kinase activity. Gene Ontology annotation, molecular function: transmembrane receptor protein tyrosine kinase activity; ATP binding; protein binding.